Molecule: messenger RNA, 593 nt
Organism: Synchiropus splendidus (mandarinfish)
Lineage: Eukaryota; Metazoa; Chordata; Actinopteri; Syngnathiformes; Callionymidae
Gene: rmi2
Product: RecQ mediated genome instability 2
Exons: 2
Coding region: 70-507 (145 amino acids)
Biological process (GO): DNA repair; regulation of sister chromatid segregation; maintenance of rDNA
Cellular component (GO): nuclear speck; cytosol
Source: RefSeq, a predicted model, not a curated record
GGGAAGUCAAACGGCUGGUGUCGCUUCUCUUCCGGUGUCGGGAGUGACGCUCAAUGGCGCCCUGCAGUCAUGCAGAAAGCGGACAAACAGCCCGGAGAAACAAGGCAUCCUCCGCCUGUGAAGGUCCUCUCCUCGCAGCUGAGGAACGCAGAGACUCGCGGUGACAAGGUGGACGGAUGUGUGCUCAAAGUGAGUCGCGGUCAACACCUCCGGGUGUCGCUGGUGUGGCUGCAGGGGACGGUGGUGGAGGUCCAGUCGGAUCAGAACACCCUGCUGCUGAUGGAUGAGACCGGGACGUUUGUGAUCGAGGGAGUGAGGAAUGUGCCGAAAGGGAAACCGUGUUUGUCGCAAGGUAAAUACGUCAUGGUGAUGGGGACCGUGCAGAGCGUCUCCCCGGUGCCGCUCAUCCACGCGGUGAAGAUGGCAGAUCUGUCGGACCUCGCUGCUCUGCACCGACACAUGUGGAAGCUGGAGGUGGAGGAGCUGCAGCGCAUUCUGACGUCAUGAUGGAGCCGGAAGCGUCGAGAUGAUUUAUUUUAAUGAUCACUGUCUGCACCAUUUAUGUUUUUAUUUUCAUUCUUAAUGUGUUUAUU